Messenger RNA from Osmia lignaria (orchard mason bee), 1446 nucleotides. RefSeq names its product peroxisomal biogenesis factor 16 (gene Pex16). Gene Ontology annotation, cellular component: peroxisomal membrane. Gene Ontology annotation, biological process: peroxisome organization. NCBI's taxonomy places the organism in Eukaryota, Metazoa, Arthropoda, Insecta, Hymenoptera, Megachilidae. The record is from RefSeq and is a predicted model, not a curated record.
CACAAGAGUCAUGAUAAUUUUGGCUCUAGAAAAAAAAUUAAUAAUAUCGUAACAUUAUGUGUAACGAAUAAAGUGUUAAUACCGAAUAACGAAAGAAAAUUAUUAUAAACAAUCGGUAUAUCGGUUGUGAAAGAAAAAAAACGUCACACACGGGGUUAAUUACGAGAAAGUUUUAUUACAUUAUUUGACCGAUCAAGAUGGUAUUUGAUACUGUAAAUUCAUCUGUAUUGAAAGUUAUUGAACCAUACAGAAGAUGGAUAAUAGAAAAUCCUCAAUUAUUGGCAGAUGUGGAAAACACAGUACAAUGUUUAUCUUAUUUUACAGCUGGUCAAUUUAAUAAUUCUACAUUUGUAUCGGAGCUUCUUUAUUCUUUAUCAAACUUAAUUGUACUUUUUAACGAUUUGUUAAUGUGUAGCGGAAAGUGUAUGCGUUUAAAAUUUCCGCAAUUUGAAUCUAAAAUUAAAAUUUGGUUGACUGUGGUAGAAUAUACGGAGACUUUAUUUGAAAUCUCUGCUAAAAAAUUAUGGGGACAAACUGGCAAGUGGUAUAUAAUCACUAUUAUACAAAUAUUUAAGACUGUCUUGAGGCUUUUGUUAGUUCACUUGUACAAAGAACGGAUAACAAAAAGUCCUCCUAUUCAACCACUCAACAGAGGAAAGUUAAACGAGUCUGAUGAUGAUAAACUGAAAGAAGGAUUUAAGUUGAAACGAUGCGGUACUGUUGUCAGAAGUAUAAGGGGCACAAAUAAUGCACCUAUGCGUAUAUGGGAACCUUUAUCUUCUACCAUUAGCGAUAAUGAUAAUUUGAAUUGUUCAUCUGCAUCAGAAAAGAAUUUACUUUUGGCAGAGAGUCUUUACAUUGUGAAACCAUUACUUCAUUUAGGAUGUAUAUCUCUUACCGGAGAAAAACAAUGGCUACCAUGGUUAUUGUCAUUUGCCAUUGAUUCGCUUAGUUUAAAAAUAUUUAGCAACGAAGCACAAAAUAUGUUGUUCAGUAAAGAGGAAGAGAAAGAGAUUUUUAGAAGAAGACUUGCUUUGCUUCUUUAUAUACUGAAGUCACCAUUUUAUGACAGAUAUAGUUGUAUUAGGAUAUAUGCGAUUCUCACUGCUUUGUCCAAUAAAGUGCCUUUAGCUAAAUUUGUAACAGAAAGGAUAAAAACAUAUCUACCACAUUGGCAAAGCACAUACUUUUACACGUGGUCAAGCUAGUUUAUAUAAGAUUAGCGAAUAUUUUAUAAAACUAAAAUUAUUAGUACAAAAUAUUAUUUCAGGGUGGGAUUAUAAAUAAUAAUAGGUAAUUAGAAAUAUAAGAAAUAGGUGUAACUUGAAGAAUUGAUUCGUUACAGAUGUUUAUUUAUUACAGGUGAAGGUAAUAAAAAAACACGUAAUUCUUAUACUUUAAUUAAGCAUUUAGGAAUAUAUUUAUUAUAUUACUGAUAUAUCUUAU